AUGGAACUGCUACUGUUCUAUGUUAUAAUUUUGCUUUUGAACAUGUUUGAUUUUUCAUCAGGAAUAAUAUAUAAUAGUAAAGGUGAUGUCAUGAAACACUUUGAUUGUGUCAACCAGGGAGUCUCCACAAAGAAUGAAAUACUCAGGUUGUAUCUUACUUCAGAUGACGUGAGAAUCCAGUGUAUUUUCAAAUCUGACAGUAACUUGACUUCAAAGGACUUUCUAAACAUGUUCACAUCAGGAGGAGUUGUUCCCAGCUUGAAAAUCAUAAAUAGUACCUAUGCUGGCAUCUUCCACUUUAAUUUAAAGCUGUUCAGUGAUCAAAUUUACUGGUUGAUUGAUAUUCCCAGAGAAAACAUUACAAAAAGUAAAGAUAUCGCAGCUGUAGAAGAAUGGAUAGUAAGAAUUUAUUUACAACAUGGAUUAAAUACUUACACUACUGAAGGAACACUAUUGGAUACAAUCCGAGAACCCAUUCUUCAGUGGAAUCUUGGGACUGUACUAACAGAAGUCAACAUCAGAAAGUUAUUUCCACACGUGGUCGGCCUCAGAGCAACAAAAUGCCCCUGUGCCAAUGACGUGGCACUGCUUGGCUUCGUUCUGAACUCGGCAUUUAAUGGUGUUUACAUAGGCCUCAGCAUUUCCGGAUUUUGGCUUUAUGAUGAGACCCAGUGGUAUAACCUGACAGAGACGAUCUAUUCCAAAGUUGGAGAAGGACAUAUAGAGCUUUCAGUGGUGGAUAUAGUUUUAACAAAUCAUUUCUUAGUCAUCCUCACCUCUUUGGGACUUUUUGUAAGUGGAGAUCUUCGUCACCCACAACACUCUGAUCUAAAGUUUUCAAGGGCAGACUUUUGUGGUUUUGAAAGGGGUGACUAUGCCAGAGGAAAAUUGUGGUAUAAUGAAAGAUGUUUUGCUAACAGAGAAUACUUUGAAGUUGACUAUAUUACUGUCAUCUUUGAGAGAAACAGGACUUUAAGUGAGGCAAGCUCUUGUUUUUAUGGGAGAGAGCCAUUUCUUAAAUGGUUACCUUGCUUACCUCAGUUUGCAAAAGGAAUGAAAAUUGCCCCUUCAACUGUAAUAACAUUUCUGGUUGACCAAGAUCAUAAUUCUGGAGUGUACCUCUUACAUAACCAGGUAUGCCUUAUGACCUCUGUCUCUGUGCACAUCCUAGAAAAUGACAAACCAAGAUUAAAAGAAAAAUUUCCAGCUUUCACGUUUCCUCCAUCAUUCUCUUCUCCUGUUGGGAUGAAAUUCCAUCCACGAAGCCAUUUACUGUAUGUCUAUGGCAAUCAGGUAUGGUUUUCAAUCGACGGUGGCAACACUUUUGAAUUGUUAGCUGACUUUCAUGACGAUAUCAUAAAGAAUACUUAUCAUAGUUUCUACAAUUCCGAGAUCAUCUUUGUUUCCCAAAGUGGACAGGUUUACUUGACGAAAGCAGGAUUACACAGAUAUAGUAAAAUUGGAUCUAUUGCUGACAACAUUUUCACAUUAUACUAUGACCACAUGGGAUUCAUACAUAAACUGACUCUGGGUCGUUUUGAAGCUAAUGGAAAUUCUAUAAGUAUUUUUGGACAGGCGGUUGAUAUGGGCUUUGAGACUGCGCUCGCCCCGGAGUAUAUCACCAUAAAUGAGAUGAUCUUCUAUGCAUAUGUGCCUGCGAAUGAACCUCAGGACUCUAUACACACCAAGAAGUUCAGCAACAUUCACUUGGGAAAAGUGAUCAACUCCAAGAAAACUGGAAAUGCUUACAUAAGAAAGCUAUUGCAGCACAACACUCCUGAAGGAUUUUUGUCUGCAGUUAUUGCAGAAAUAAUUGAACCUUUUGACUUAGAAGAUGUGAAGGAGAGCUCUUGUUUGUCUAGUUCUCUUUCCAUUAAACAAGAUGGAAAAUUCUACAAACUUACUCUUGAUCUACAAAGUGUUGUUUCUUCAUUUCAAGAUUCGGAUAUAGAGAAGACAGUGGUGAUUCCUGGUUACAGCAGCUUCCUGAUCACAAGCAUUGUAGAUGGCAAUAAUGCGUUAGCGAUGGCCACCAUGCCUGAAAGAGUUCCCAACAACAUGACUUUUGUAAAAGACUCCUGGUUCUUAUAUGACUUUGGAGAAAGGAAUGGACGGGAAUGGAAAAUAUACACAAAACCCUGUAAUUAUUUGUUUCAGCAAGAUGAUAAUACACUAUCCCUCAGUGUCCUGAGAUACAUUGAUCUGGGGAAAUCUCAGACCUUAGGAAUUAAGGUCAUACCUCAUAGUAAAGGUGCUCAUACACUUGAAGUACCACUACUGAAAGCAAUCGUUGGAAACCCAAAUUUGUUGGAUGUUAAAGUUAAAGGCUCUUUUGAUAAUACUGAUAGAUACAUAAUGGAAAUUUCUGCAGCUAGCAAAACUUUCCUUCAAGGUUCAACGUCACUGGCACUUAUCAUCUGGGAAGCCUCGACUGACUGUUUUGUUACAACGUUUAUACCAACAUUGAAAAGCAGCUGCAGUUAUCUCAAGUCUAUGCGCCACAAACCUAGCUCCAUUAUCUCAAGGGGCGACUGGCUCGAAGGAUUUUACACAGGCAGUCGGGAUUUUAAUACGGUCAAAAUUUUGCCGGCAAACUACAGGCCUCCAUCUAGUAUGGGAGUUGCUAUACCACUUACAGAUAAUUUUUAUCAUGCAGAUCCUAGCAAACCCAUACCAAGAAAUCUAUUUCCCAAGUCAAAGAAAUCUGGUAAAUUCAAACAGUGUGCUAAUAAGUCUAAUCGGAAGCAGUGUAAUUGCACAAAGGAUCAGAAGCUUUCAUAUGCUGUUGCUUUCUCAGAUUGCAGAGAAAAGGUUCCUCGUUUUAAGUUUCCAGUUCUGCAAUAUCCAAUUAUUUUGAAUGUUUACAGUGAGGAUGGACACUUCCCAAUGGAAACUCCAUAUCUGGUUACUGUGAUGGAAGUGAAUGGGAGGAAACACUGGGAAAUCAAACACACUGUACCAAAAAAUGUAAAGAGACUGAAAAAUUACUUAGAAUCUAGUCUUCAUGUUCCAGUAUAUAAUCCUGUAGGCCUCAACAUAAGCAUAAAGGGCUCCGAGCUUUUCCACUUCAGAGUGUCCGUUGUGCCAGGAGUCACCUUUUGUAACUUAGUUGAAGAAUUUCAGAUUUACGUCGAUGAAGUGCCGCUGCAAUUUCCAGGACACAUGCUUAUUGCCAUCGCCACGGCUGUGGUGCUGGUGUGCUUAAUUUAUGCAACGUUUAUGUUUCGAAUACGUGCUGUAAACCCCGGUGAAAGAUACCGGAAAUUCAUUAUAAGAAACAAACUGAACUUACCGAAUAUCAGUACCAGUCAGUUGCCUAAAUUAUGA
Messenger RNA from Myotis davidii, 3327 nucleotides. It is a transcript of the gene CATSPERB, whose product is annotated as cation channel sperm associated auxiliary subunit beta. The transcript has 26 exons. NCBI's taxonomy places the organism in Eukaryota, Metazoa, Chordata, Mammalia, Chiroptera, Vespertilionidae. The coding region runs from base 1 to 3327 and encodes 1108 amino acids. The record is from RefSeq and is a predicted model, not a curated record. Gene Ontology annotation, cellular component: CatSper complex; cilium.